Molecule: messenger RNA, 2569 nt
Organism: Carlito syrichta (Philippine tarsier)
Lineage: Eukaryota; Metazoa; Chordata; Mammalia; Primates; Tarsiidae
Product: vacuolar protein sorting-associated protein 13A
Exons: 12
Biological process (GO): autophagy; protein retention in Golgi apparatus; protein targeting to vacuole
Cellular component (GO): extrinsic component of membrane
Source: RefSeq, a predicted model, not a curated record
UUGCAUUUAAGUGUUUCGUUGAGUUCAGGCAGAGAAGAAGCUAAAGAUUCAAAGCAAGAUGGAGGACUGAUUCCAGUUCAUUCUUUAAAUCUCUUGCUGAAGAGUAUUGGUGCCACUCUUACAGACGUACAAGAUGUAGUUUUUAAGCUUGCAUUUUUUGAACUCAACUAUCAGUUCCAUACAACAUCUGACCUGCAGUCCGAAGUAAUAAGACACUAUUCAAAACAGGCCAUUAAGCAGAUGUAUGUGCUCAUCCUUGGACUUGAUGUUUUGGGAAAUCCCUUUGGCUUAAUUAGAGAAUUUUCUGAAGGUGUGGAAGCAUUUUUUUAUGAACCUUACCAGGGAGCCAUCCAGGGUCCUGAAGAGUUUGUGGAGGGAAUGGCACUAGGAGUAAAGGCACUAGUUGGUGGAGCUGUUGGUGGAUUAGCUGGUGCUGCCUCCAAAAUCACUGGUGCUAUGGCAAAAGGGGUAGCAGCUAUGACUAUGGAUGAAGACUACCAACAGAAGAGAAGAGAAGCCAUGAAUAAGCAACCAGCUGGACUUAGAGAAGGCAUCACACGUGGAGGAAAAGGCUUAGUUUCUGGUUUUGUUAGUGGCAUAACAGGAAUUGUUACAAAACCAAUCAAAGGAGCUCAAAAAGAAGGAGCAGCUGGUUUCUUUAAAGGUGUUGGGAAAGGUUUGGUUGGAGCAGUAGCAAGGCCAACUGGAGGCAUCAUAGACAUGGCUAGCAGUACAUUUCAGGGAAUAAAAAGAGCCACAGAAACUUUUGAAGUGGAGAGUCUGCGACCUCCUCGGUUCUUCAAUGAAGAUGGAGUUAUCAGACCUUACAGGUUGAGGGAUGGUACUGGAAAUCAAAUGUUACAGGUUAUGGAAAAUGGAAGAUUUGCAAAAUACAAAUAUUUUACCCAUGUCAUGAUCAAUAAAACAGAUAUGCUAAUGAUAACCAGACGUGGUGUAUUGUUUGUAACAAAAGGAACAUUUGGACAACUUACAUGUGAGUGGCAGUAUAGUUUUGAUGAAUUUACCAAAGAGCCAUUCAUUGUUCAUGGGAGAAGAUUGCGCAUUGAAGCAAAGGAACGGGUAAAAUCUGUAUUCCAUGCCAGAGAGUUUGGGAAAAUAAUUAACUUCAAGACCCCAGAGGAUGCUAGGUGGAUUCUCACAAAGCUAGAAGAAGCAAGAGAACCUUCUCCAAGCCCCUGAUGAAGAACACUGCCUGAAGACACAGCAAUAAAUUAUUACAGCUUCUGGAUUGUACUUUUCAAACCCUGUUUGGGAAGCAUACUACAGAAAAAAUUUCAAAUAUCCUGUAUUUUAGAUGCUUAAAAAUCAGAAUCAGGUAAAACAACUCUGUGAUUAUAAUAUUUCAGCUCUUCAGAGUUCUAUUUGGUUUUUUAACUUGAAUCAUGUAUCUGUUUGUAAUUCUAAUUAUUUUGUAAAAGAAGCAUUUAUGAAUCUAAGAUAUUUACUCCAAGUUAUUCUCUGCAGUGGUGAAGAGGUUGCCCAUAAUUAUUCUCCACGUGGUGAAGAGGUUGCCCAUAAUUAUUCUCCACGUGGAGCCAAGUUUAAUUUUCUAGUUCACAUUUUAAAUUUCUGUUAUGCUUACUUCAGACUCCCUUAGUGAUGAGUAAAUGAUACAAAUCAAACAUCGCCUCAGUGGUAUCAAGAGAACACUGGUAGUGGUUUCUUAAGAAUCAUGAAGUUCUUUUUACAGAUAAAUAUUUUGGUAUUAUUUUCCUUAUUUUCUUAAAGAUUGUUUGAAUUAUACUUAAAAUGCGUAGCAUAAUUAUGGAAAGCAAUCUUUUUUAAUAUAAUGUAUAACAUAUUGAAUAAUACCUCUUGGAGCCUCAUCUUAAGAAAACUUAAAGAAAUGAGUAUUAUACUCAAAAAGGGAAAGUCCUUCUCAGAACUUUAGAGCCUUUGAAAUACUUUCUCAAGCCAGCUCCAUGGGAUAUACUUAAUUUACCCAGGCCGUGCUCUUAAUAGACUGCAGAUUUCAAAGGUAGACUUCCAAGCCUUAACAAUACCCACUUUCCCUUCUCUGGUAACAUGAAAUAAACACAGUUCCCAGUUUGUUAGAUAUAGUAAGUUAUGCUUCAGAACAGGCAGUCUCUUCCAUAAGUAAAUGUAUGUACCCUAAAAUCUAACCUGUUCUGUUAGCAAUACAGAAUUUCUGGUUUGCUUUCUCUAGUUAUUCAAGUGAGACUCACCCUUUUAAUGAACAGCCCAUCAAAACAAAAAUCAUGAGCUGCACAUUAGUCAAAAUAAGGACAUGGCAUUUUCUUUCUUGGUUUUUUUCCAAGAUCUUUGCACCUUAAUAUAAACAGACUGUUUCAGGUGAAAGGCAGUGAAUAUAUGAUUGUGAACUAUGAAGAGAAUUAUGCAGUAUCUUAUUUAGUUAUUGAAUGAUACAGAGUAUUCGAUGCAUGUUGUAUGUGCUGCCAAAUUAUUAUAAAUUGUUUUUGGAAUUGAAGACUCUGUAUAGUUGAUGGUUGUGAAAUUCUUCUCAGGCUUCUUAAACCCUUGCUUUGUUAUAAAAGCUAAAAUAAACAGCAUGCUAGACUGUGAUUGU